Cylicocyclus nassatus is the source of this 345-nucleotide messenger RNA. Lineage: Eukaryota; Metazoa; Nematoda; Chromadorea; Rhabditida; Strongylidae. The record is from the annotation of a GenBank genome assembly.
CUUUAAUCGAAGCCGGUCACCAUGUUUUCUAUGGAUCAACUGGUGAAGGACAGUGCGAAACAUCCCCUGGAAAUAGGGCAGUGCCUAACGGGUGCUCCCGAUGAGCUGCACGGAGCAACAAAUAUGGAUCCAACAACGGAAACUUUCGCGUCAGGAAGAGACACCACUGGUGGCCCGCUUGUUACGGAUGAAGAAGAAGUAUGCAAAAAGGAGAUAGACGAAAUCAAAAUAGAUGCAAGUGCAACAUAUGUUUGUGGUCCCCAGCUUCUCAUGGUGGUAGGGCUGACGUCAACGUUUACGACUGUGCUUGCCAUGGUUGUUGUAAUUUUGAGAAAAUUCGAAUAA